This is a messenger RNA of Enhydra lutris kenyoni (northern sea otter), 2169 nucleotides long. Its product is annotated as follicle stimulating hormone receptor. The transcript has 10 exons. Lineage: Eukaryota; Metazoa; Chordata; Mammalia; Carnivora; Mustelidae. The coding region runs from base 79 to 2160 and encodes 693 amino acids. Gene Ontology annotation, biological process: follicle-stimulating hormone signaling pathway; male gonad development. The record is from RefSeq and is a predicted model, not a curated record. Gene Ontology annotation, molecular function: follicle-stimulating hormone receptor activity; protein binding; G protein-coupled receptor activity. Gene Ontology annotation, cellular component: membrane.
GCUGUGUGAGGCUUCUGAAAUCUGUGGAGAUUUUUCUCUGCAGAUGCAGGAAGAAAGCAGGUGGAUGGAUGAAUAAGUAUGGCCUUGCUCCUGGUCGCCUUGCUGGCAUUCCUGAGCUUAAGCUCAGGAUGUCACCAUCAGAUCUGUCACUGCUCUCACAGGGUUUUUCUCUGCCAAGAGAGCAAAGUGACAGAGAUUCCCUCCGACCUCCCCAGGAAUGCCGUUGAACUGAGGUUUGUCCUCACCAAGCUUCGAGUCAUCCCAAAAGGAGCAUUUUCUGGAUUUGGGGACCUGGAGAAAAUAGAGAUCUCACAGAAUGAAGUCUUGGAAGUGAUAGAGGCAAAUGUGUUCUCCAACCUGCCCAAAUUACAUGAAAUUAGAAUUGAAAAGGCCAACAAUCUGCUAUACAUCGACCCAGAUGCCUUCCAGAGCCUUCCCAACCUCCGAUAUUUGUUAAUAUCCAACACAGGUAUUAAGCACUUGCCAGCUGUUCACAAGAUUCAAUCUCUCCAAAAGGUUCUACUAGACAUUCAAGAUAAUAUCAACAUCCACACAGUUGAAAGAAAUGCUUUCAUGGGACUGAGUUAUGAAAGUAUGAUUUUAUGGCUGAAUAAGAAUGGCAUUCAAGAAAUACACAACUGCGCAUUCAAUGGAACCCAACUAGAUGAGCUGAAUCUAAGUGAUAACAAUAAUUUGGAAGAAUUGCCUAAUGAUGUUUUCCAUGGAGCCUCUGGACCAGUCAUUCUAGACAUUUCAAGAACUAGGAUCCAUUCCCUGCCCAGCUAUGGCUUAGAAAAUCUUAAGAAGCUGCGGGCCAGGUCAACAUACAACUUGAAAAAGCUUCCCAGUCUGGAUAUGUUUGUUGCACUCAUGGAGGCCAGCCUCACCUACCCUAGCCACUGCUGCGCUUUUGCAAACUGGAGACGUCAAAUCUCUGAGCUUCACCCAAUUUGCAACAAAUCUAUUUUAAGGCAAGAAGUCGAGGAUAUGACUCAGGCUAGGGGUCAGAGAGUCUCUUUGGCAGAAGAUGAGGAAUCCAGUUACACCAAAGGAUUUGACAUGAUGUACAGUGAAUUUGACUAUGACUUAUGCAAGGAAGUGGUUGAUGUGACUUGUUCCCCCAAGCCAGAUGCAUUCAAUCCAUGUGAAGAUAUCAUGGGGUAUGACAUUCUCAGAGUCUUGAUAUGGUUCAUUAGCAUCCUGGCCGUCACAGGGAACAUCGUAGUGCUGAUGACCCUGACCACCAGCCAAUACAAACUCACAGUCCCCCGGUUCCUUAUGUGCAACCUGGCCUUUGCCGAUCUCUGCAUUGGAAUCUACUUGCUGCUCAUAGCCUCAGUUGAUAUCUACACCAAAAGUCAGUACCACAACUAUGCCAUCGACUGGCAGACAGGAGCAGGCUGUGAUGCUGCUGGCUUUUUCACAGUCUUUGCCAGUGAGCUCUCAGUCUACACUCUGACAGCCAUAACGCUGGAAAGAUGGCACACCAUCACCCACGCCAUGCAGCUGGAAUGCAAAGUGCAGCUCCGCCAUGCUGCCGGGGUCAUGCUGCUAGGCUGGAUCUUUGCCUUUGCAGUUGCUCUCUUUCCCAUCUUUGGCAUCAGCAGCUACAUGAAGGUGAGCAUCUGCCUGCCUAUGGAUAUUGACAGCCCCAUGUCACAGCUCUAUGUUAUGUCUCUCCUGGUGCUCAAUGUCCUGGCCUUUGUGGUCAUCUGUGGCUGCUAUGCUCAUAUCUACCUCACAGUGAGAAACCCCAACAUUGUGUCCUCCUCUAGUGAGGAGGCCAAGAUCGCCAAACGCAUGGCCAUGCUCAUCUUCACGGACUUCCUCUGCAUGGCACCCAUCUCCUUCUUUGCCAUCUCUGCCUCCCUCAAGGUGCCCCUCAUCACGGUGUCCAAGUCAAAGAUCCUCCUGGUCCUAUUCUACCCCAUCAACUCCUGCGCCAACCCCUUCCUCUAUGCCAUCUUCACUAAGAACUUCCGCAGGGAUUUCUUCAUUUUGCUGAGCAAGUUUGGCUGCUAUGAAACUCAAGCCCAGACUUACAGGACAGAAACUUUAUCCACUGCCCACAACUCCCACCUGAGAAAUGGCCACUAUCUUCCAUGUCCCAAGGUUACCAAUUACAUGCUUGUCCCUCGAAGCCACUUGGCCCAGAACUAAAACAUUAUG